This is a messenger RNA of Pistacia vera, 1846 nucleotides long. Its product is annotated as stearoyl-[acyl-carrier-protein] 9-desaturase, chloroplastic-like. NCBI's taxonomy places the organism in Eukaryota, Viridiplantae, Streptophyta, Magnoliopsida, Sapindales, Anacardiaceae. The transcript has 3 exons. The coding region runs from base 89 to 1279 and encodes 396 amino acids. The record is from RefSeq and is a predicted model, not a curated record. Gene Ontology annotation, molecular function: stearoyl-[ACP] desaturase activity. Gene Ontology annotation, cellular component: chloroplast stroma. Gene Ontology annotation, biological process: fatty acid biosynthetic process.
UUUCUCUUCUGUGGAGGAAAAUUUUCAAGCUGCUUACAUUCCAAAUACCGUCCAAACCCAUCAAUCUUUUUCAUCAAUCAAUCCUUCAAUGGCUCUAAAGCUUUCUCCUUUCACCGCCCAAUCGCACAAAGUUCCUUCAUUUGCUCUUCCUCAAAUGGCCAGUCUCAGAUCUCCCAAGUUUUCCAUGGCUUCCACUCUUCGCUCUAACUCCAAGGAGGUUGAGAGUCUUAAGAAGCCUUUUACACCUCCUCGCGAGGUGCAUGUUCAAGUCACCCACUCAAUGCCUCCCCAAAAGAUUGAGAUCUUUAAGUCUUUGGAGGGUUGGGCUGAGGAGAACAUUUUGGUUCACCUGAAGCCAGUUGAGAAAUGUUGGCAACCACAAGAUUUUCUGCCAGAUCCUGCUUCUGAUGGAUUUCAUGAUCAAGUCAAGGAACUGAGGGAGAGGGCAAAAGAGAUUCCAGAUGAUUACUUUGUUGUUUUGGUCGGAGACAUGAUCACAGAAGAAGCCCUUCCUACUUAUCAAACAAUGCUUAAUACCUUGGAUGGAGUUCGUGAUGAAACAGGUGCAAGCCCGACUUCUUGGGCUGUUUGGACCAGGGCAUGGACUGCUGAAGAGAAUAGGCAUGGAGACCUUCUCAAUAAGUAUCUCUACUUGAGCGGACGAGUAGACAUGAGACAAAUUGAGAAGACAAUUCAGUAUUUGAUUGGAUCCGGAAUGGACCCCCGGACAGAGAACAGUCCCUACCUUGGUUUCAUCUAUACUUCAUUCCAAGAAAGGGCAACCUUUAUUUCGCAUGGAAACACUGCUCGUCAUGCCAAGGAGCAUGGAGACAUGAAAUUGGCUCAAAUAUGUGGUAUAAUUGCUGCUGAUGAGAAGCGCCAUGAGACUGCCUACACCAAGAUAGUGGAAAAGCUCUUUGAGAUUGAUCCCGAUGGAACUAUCAUGGCUUUUGCCGACAUGAUGAGGAAGAAAAUCUCUAUGCCAGCUCACUUAAUGUAUGAUGGCCGUGAUGAUGACCUUUUUGAGCACUUCUCAGCUGUUGCUCAGCGGCUUGGUGUCUACACCGCAAAGGACUAUGCAGACAUAUUGGAAUUCUUGGUGGGCAGAUGGAAGGUUGAUCAGCUAACCGGACUUUCAGGGGAUGGGCGGAAAGCUCAAGACUAUGUUUGCGGGUUACCUCCAAGAAUCAGAAGGCUGGAAGAGAGGGCUCAAGGACGUGCCAAGCAAGGACCCAUCUUUCCAUUUAGUUGGAUUUUCGACAGACAAGUACAGCUCUAAGUGCAAACUCAAAUAACAUCUCCAGUUUCGCUGCUUGUCGUAUCCUCACACAACGAUAAACUAGAGGUAUAAAAUUUCCAAUCAAGUUUUCUCGUGUAUUGGUUUAUUGUUAUGUGUGAAGAGAAUCGGUGGUGGGCGAGCGACUAUGCCUGAGGUUGUAGAUACAGUUGUUUCUCAUGUUGUGCCAUUAGAUAUGCGGAUAGGGGCAGCUGCGGUUUCGUUGUUUAUGUUUUUUUUUUUUUUUUGACUGUUUUUCUCUUUGUAUGAGCUUGUUUUCUUUCAAUAGUUUGUCUGAGUGUAAGCAAAGCAAAUAAUCUUCAUGGCAAUUUUGAUGGUGGUGGUGACAAUGAUAAUCAUAAUCUCUGCUAGUUCAAUAUGGAUCAACUCGCUGUGAUAAUAAUAAUUGUCAUGAUCAGAUUCCAAAGUCGAUUUUAUAUUUUGCUUCUAGCUGUUCUUUUAGGGGAUGUCUAAUACUACUGCCAUGGGGACAAUAAAAAUGUCAUGAAGGUCCACUCUAUGUAACAAGUUUUAUGUUCACUGUUAUGAUUAUGUGUGAAUACCAUUCAA